AUGUUCUCCUGUUGGUUAAGUCGGCUGUGCAGGGGUUUAUCCACACCCACCGGAAGGGUCACCCACCUGAUCCAGGGCUCUCUCUCCAGAAGGCUGAUGCUCAGUUCACAGAGAAUUCCAGAAUUGAGUAGCUUUGUUGCUCGGACCAACACGUGCGGAGAAUUGCGUUCUUCUCACUUAGGCCAGGAAGUCACCUUGUGUGGAUGGAUUCAGUACCGAAGGCAGAACAUCUUCCUGGUGCUAAGAGAUUUCCAUGGGCUUGUUCAAGUUGUCAUUCCCCAGGAUGAGUCCGCUGCUUCUGUGAAGAAGAUUUUAUGUGAAGCCCCAAUGGAGUCUGUGGUGCAAGUAUCCGGGACGGUAAUUUCCCGACCUCCAGGACAAGAGAAUCCAAAAAUGCCAACAGGUGAGAUUGAAAUCAAAGUUAAAUCAGCUCAACUUCUGAAUACCUGCAAGAAGCUGCCCUUCGAAAUUAAGGACUUCGUGAAGGGUGCAAAAGAGUUUGUAAUACCAUCCAGGGAACCUGGAAAGUUUUAUUGUCUCCCUCAGAGUCCUCAACAGUUUAAGCAGCUUCUGAUGGUUGGUGGUUUAGACAGAUAUUUUCAGGUUGCCCGAUGUUAUCGAGAUGAAGGUUCGAGACCAGACCGACAGCCCGAGUUUACUCAGAUUGACAUAGAGAUGUCUUUUGUAGACCAGUUUGGAAUCCGGAGUCUAAUUGAGGGCUUGCUCCAGUAUUCCUGGCCCAGUGAUAAAGAUCCUGUGGUGGUUCCUUUUCCUUCUAUGACUUUUGCUGAGGCAUUGGCCAGCUAUGGAACUGAUAAACCCGACACUCGCUUUGGGAUGAAGAUUGUAGAUAUUAGUGAUGUGUUCAGAAACACAAAGGUUGGAUUUCUUCAAGAUGCACUUAGUAAACCCCAAGGAACGGUCAAGGCCAUAUGUAUCUCUGAAGGAGCAAAAUACUUAAAAAGGAAGGACAUUGAGUCUCUUAGAAAAUUGGCAGCUGACCAUUUUAAUCAGGAAGUCUUACCUGUAUUCCCAAAAGCCAAUAGAAACUGGAAUUCUCCAGUUGCUAAGUCCAUAAUGGAGGAGCAAAGAUCAGAACUAAUCAGACUGAUGGAGAUCCAAGAGGACGGUGUGGUCCUGCUCACGGCCGGAGAGCACAGGAAAGCAUGCUCUGUUUUGGGAAAACUACGACUGGAAUGUGCUGACCUUCUAGAAGCAAGAGGAUUGGUGCUCCGUGACCCAGCUCUGUUCUCUUUCCUUUGGGUUGUGGAUUUCCCACUCUUCCUCCCCAAGGAGGAAAAUCCUGGCGAGCUGGAGUCAGCCCACCACCCAUUUACUGCUCCCCACCCCAGCGACAUCCACCUCUUACACACUGAACCCAAACAGGUCCGUAGCCAACACUAUGACUUGGUUUUAAAUGGCAAUGAGAUAGGAGGUGGUUCUAUCCGAAUACAUGAUGCAGAGCUCCAGCGUUACAUUCUGGCAACACUGCUAAAGGAAGAUGUGAAAUUGCUCUCCCACCUACUCCAGGCUUUAGAUUUUGGGGCGCCCCCUCAUGGAGGAAUUGCCUUAGGUUUGGACAGACUGAUAUGCCUUGUCACUGGAGCACCAAGCAUCAGAGAUGUCAUAGCCUUCCCCAAAUCCUUCCGGGGGCAUGACCUCAUGAGCAAUGCCCCAGAUUCUCUCCCUCCUGAGGAACUGAAGCCCUAUCAUAUCCAGGUCUCCUGGCCAGCAGACUCAGAAGCAGAAAAGAGCUCAUUGAAUCAGCCAUAUCAUCCAGAAAGCUGA
Molecule: messenger RNA, 1788 nt
Organism: Puma concolor (puma)
Lineage: Eukaryota; Metazoa; Chordata; Mammalia; Carnivora; Felidae
Source: RefSeq, a predicted model, not a curated record